Zasmidium cellare ATCC 36951 is the source of this 678-nucleotide messenger RNA. RefSeq lists its product as uncharacterized. The transcript has 2 exons. The coding region runs from base 1 to 678 and encodes 225 amino acids. The record is from RefSeq and is a predicted model, not a curated record. Lineage: Eukaryota; Fungi; Ascomycota; Dothideomycetes; Mycosphaerellales; Mycosphaerellaceae.
AUGGGCAAAGCCAAAGCCUGGGACGCUGCCCGCGAUCAGCAGCUCUUCCUCCUGAUCGUCGACAGCAUGAAAAUCGACUACAACAUCGUCGCCAAGAAGUGGGCCGAGAAGUAUCCGGACGAUGACUCCAAGCCGACCGCGAGCGCCAUCGGCCAGCAUAUCAACAAGCUCCAGAAGGCGAAUGGUGGUGGCUCCGGAGGUGCCGCCAAAUCGAGACCAGCGGGUGUUCUGAAGCCAUCGACUCCCAGCAGCAGCAAGAAGAUUGUGCCCAAGACUCCGACCUCUAGCAAGCGCAAGAACCGCAGCAUGAGUGACGAGGAUGAGGACGACUCCGAGGAGGAUCAGAAGAUCGACUUCACCAACAUCCCCAAGCGGGAGUCCACUGUCCGACGCAGCAAAGCCGCCCGCGCCUAUGCUGAGCCGGAGAGUGAUGCGGACGAGGAUGAGGAUGGCAUCCUCACCUCUGCGCGCCCCGAGUCGCGCUUCGUCAACCCAGCUCUUACCAACACGACCGGCUACGUCUCUCCCCUCAGCAAGCGCAACAGCGUCGACGACGGAGAUGAGGUGACCGGCACUGCGUCCCGGUCCGUCUCCAAGAAGCCCGUCUCCAACUUCGACUAUUUCCACAGAGCUGCAGCCGAGGACUCCGAUGUCAGCGACUACCAGCCGCUCGUCUAG